AGGGAUAAAACGCGACGGCGUUAGUUGUGUUCGAUUUAGUGUCGCCCCGGCCGCGCAACGUGACGCAUCGCGCAACCUAACCCGAUCUACCCGCUCCCGCGCUCGCUUGCAGGUUUUUUUUUAUUUUUUUUUUAUUUUUCCCCCCUUCGCCUCUCUCUCACUCUCUCUCUCCUUCCGAGCCCGCGAUCUUAUAAACCGGCGACGGAUAAAACGCCGGUGAAUCAUGGACCCCGGCCAAGAGCGACAGUAAAACCGCAGCCGCGAAAAGCUUUUCGCGCACGCGAGCCGAUUUCUAUCAGGAAGAGAGAGAGGGAGAAUAAAAGAGCCGCAUCUCUUUUUCCGUCACCGAGUCACCGCGCCGAACGCACGUGACACACGACGUUCCGCGUGGGCAAGGACGACCGUGUUCGAGAGAGACCACGGCGACCAAACGUUCCGCCACGCGCUUCCCACCUUCACGUUCCCGCGUGAGCCCGCCGCGAUACUACACCAACAUCACCAUGUGGUCCACAGAACCGGGUAGCUUCACCUCCAACGGGAGCAUGAUCGUGGUGAGCAACAGGUUGCCGUUUGUGCUGAAGAGGAACGAGAUAACCGGCCAGCUGGAGCGCAAAGCCAGCGCCGGUGGUCUGGUUACCGCGGUAGCCCCCGUCGUUAUAAGCGGAAAUGGAGUUUGGGUCGGAUGGCCGGGCAUGCACAUGGAUAACCCGAACGAGCCGAUUCCCGAAUCGGAUCCCAACGAUCGCACGCCCACGGCUGGUCUGCUAUCGCGGAAGGUUGUCGCGGUACACGUCGACGCCGGCAUCUUCGACUCGUACUACAACGGAUGCUGCAAUGGAACCUUCUGGCCCCUCUUCCAUUCUAUGCCGGAUCGGGCGACCUUCAUCGCGGAACACUGGCGCGCGUAUUCCGCGGUCAACGAACAGUUCGCCGCGAAGACAGUCGGCGCCUUGGAACAAAUUCACAAGGAACAAGAGAACCAGCAGAACGGUACGCCGUUGGUGUGGGUUCACGAUUAUCAUCUGAUGUUGGCCGCCAAUUGGAUCAGACAGGCGGCCGAAGAGAAGAAUCUCAGGCUUAAAUUAGGUUUCUUCCUUCACAUACCCUUCCCGCCGUGGGACAUCUUCAGGCUGUUCCCGUGGGCCGACGAGAUCCUGCAGGGUAUGCUGGGAUGCGACAUGGUGGGUUUCCACAUUCAGGAUUAUUGCCUGAACUUCGUCGAUUGCUGCCAGAGGUGUCUCGGCUGCAGAGUGGACCGUAAGAACCUGCUGGUCGAACACGGCGGUAGAACGGUGCGGGUAAGACCGCUGCCGAUCGGUAUACCGUUCGACAGGUUCGUCUCGUUGGCGGAGACCGCGACGAAGGUCAUGCAGUCGAAUCAGAAGAUCGUCCUCGGCGUCGACCGGCUCGAUUACACGAAGGGCCUCGUUCACAGACUGAAGGCCUUCGAGAUGCUGCUGGAGAAACAUCCCGAGCAUCGCGAACAGGUGACGAUGCUUCAAAUCGCAGUACCCUCACGCACGGACGUCCGUGAGUAUCAGGAUCUGAAGCUCGAGAUGGAUCAGCUGAUCGGCUGCAUAAACGGUCGCUUCACGACGCCCAACUGGUCGCCCAUACGCUACAUCUACGGCUGCGUGAGCCAGGACGAGCUGGCGGCGUUCUACCGGGACGCCGCCGUCGCCCUCGUCACGCCGCUCCGGGACGGCAUGAAUUUAGUCGCCAAGGAAUUCGUCGCAUGUCAAAUCAACACGCCGCCGGGCGUGCUGAUAGUGUCGCCGUUCGCCGGGGCCGGCGAAAUGAUGCACGAAGCCUUGAUUUGCAAUCCUUAUGAGAUCGACGAGGCCGCGGAGGUGAUUCACAGGGCGCUAACCAUGCCCGAGGACGAACGCACGUUGAGGAUGAACCAUCUACGCCGACGUGAGAGGAUAUACGACGUCAACUACUGGAUGAAGUCCUUCCUCCAGGUGAUGGGAUCCCUCGAGGAGCACGAUUCCGUGGGCGCUACCACGAUGCAGCCCGUGACCAUGGAUGAUUUCGAUGAUUAUUUGAGCAAGUACAUCGGUGAUAAUCAUAAAUUGGCGCUUCUGUUGGAUUACGACGGCACGUUGGCGCCGAUCGCCACGCAUCCCGACCUGGCGAUCCUGCCGCUCGAGACGAAGAACGUCCUGCAGAGGCUGUCGAACAUGUCCGACGUUUAUAUCGCGAUCAUAUCGGGUAGAAACGUGAACAAUGUGAAAUCGAUGGUCGGGAUAGAGGGUAUCACGUACGCCGGGAACCACGGGUUGGAGAUCCUGCACCCGGACGGCAGCAAGUUCGUCCAUCCGAUGCCCGCCGAAUUGGAGGACAAGGUGGCCAGUUUGAUGCAAACGCUUCAGGAUCAGCUCUGCAGGGACGGCGCUUGGGUCGAGAAUAAAGGUGCGCUUCUCACGUUCCACUAUCGCGAAACUCCGAUGCAGGGUCGCCCGAAGAUGGUCGAUCAGGCUAAAAGACUUAUCGAGGGUGCGGGGUUCAAGGCGUGCACCGCGCAUUGCGCCAUCGAGGCGAAGCCGCCGGUCGAAUGGAAUAAGGGUCGUGCUUCCAUCUACAUCCUGCGCACGGCGUUCGGUCUAGAUUGGAGCGAGCGUAUCAGGAUUAUAUACGCUGGCGACGACGUCACGGACGAGGACGCGAUGAAGGCACUGAAAGGUAUGGCCGCUACUUUCCGCGUCGCGUCGUCGCAUAUCAUCCGCACGUCCGCGGAGAGACGUUUGCCCAGCACGGAUUCGGUUCUGACGAUGUUGAAGUGGGUCGAGAGGCAUCUCAGCAGACGCAAGCCGCGCAACAGCAUCGACAUCCCGGGCAUCCCGUCGCGAUUCCGGCGCGGCAGCGGCGGCAUCACGAUGGAGAUGUCCUACACCCCGCCAAAAACGCCCCUCGAAUCAUAAGGCGAUGCUCAAAAUGUGUCCCGCACCCCCGUUAGCAUAUCAGGUAUAUACCCGGCGAGAUAUAUAUCUAUCGUAGGAUUAUAAUGUACUACUCGUAGCGUAAAGUCAGCCUACAUAUAGACGGAGGAGCAAGAGGUAAUCGAAGGGAUCGCCGCGAGCAAUUCGAGAGCAAGUAAGAGCUAAAAAGAAGUUAACGAGGCCCCACGCCUAAACUCUUACGUCGAGUAUAACGCCGUUCAAGAGACUGUCGUGAUCGGAAAGUCUAAAGAAACGAGAUGAUUCUUUCUAAUUGAGAAGUGUAAUAACGAUAUUGCAUUACCAUAAUAAUGCAAUGGAGUCGCCGAGUCGAGAAAUAAAAUAACGAAGAAUCAAAUCGUUACGUUGACUCUCUAGCAUUUAACUAUCGAUGUAUUUCUUCCGAUACCGGUUAGACCUUAGCCCGAGAAAAAUAUCGAGCUCAUGCACGAGGCGAUAUCGCGAUAAACAGUUUUUCCGUGCGACUUAAAAGUUUUCCUUUGGCUCUGCACAACAGAAAGAUGUAUAUAUAUUAUAUAUAUAUAUCUAUAUUUUCGAUGUACGUAUUUCUUGCCAAAUUUAUAAUUGUAUCAUGUGGAACACGAUACGUAUGUUUCUCCGCGGAGAUGUAGCAUUUAAACACACACAAAAAAUGAAGACAGACAUUCGGCAGACAACAGCGAAACCUCGCAUAUUACAUUUUAUUACUUGCGUUUUACCUCGUUAACGAUUUCGGUAGCAUAGAUAUGACAAGAUAUGAAAGGACACUUUUCUUAGGAUACGAAACGUGUUUCUACGAAAGCAUUUUUUCUCUUUGAAAAUAUUCUAAUUAAUUUAUUUGUUUUUUCUUCCUCUUUCUCCUCCUUAAUGUUUUCAAUGACGGCCAGCUGCACCACGAAUAUUAGAAAUAGUGACCGUUAGCCUUCGGACAAGCGUGACACUAUAUACAAAAGAUCUUUUAUUAGAUUCUGUCGUUUUUCCAAGAAAAAAAAAACGCGAGAUAGAUACGAGUUCAUCUCUGAUAUUAAAACUACUAGUCUUCCUAACGCAGCAAUCGGAAUUCUUCGUGUCUAAGAAUAGAAAUUUAGUUUACAAUAUUAGAUUGCCUACUUAUCGUACAGUGCCGCAAUCGAGUCCAGAAAUGGAGUGCCAAUGCAAUUUGUAUUUUUGUGUCGCGCAAUUUACGGCAGAAAUGAUAUCGACAUAAAUAGUAAUGAAAGAACUCUAUAACUUUCAGGAAUAAGAACUUUGCGAUCUGUGAAUCUACAGCGGACGCAUAAAACUUGCGAUAAACGAAUGAUUUCGUGCGAGAGAGAAGCGAGAAAAAAAAAGCAAAAUCUAAGUGAAGUAGGUUAAAGAAAUACUAGAUUUUACACUUUUUCUAAGUAUAGAAUAAGAUAUGCGAUGUGUGUAAAGGAAAAAAGAGGUGAAAGAAGGUUACUGGUAUUUAUAUAUACUGGUACAUAGUUGCUUCGGUUGUGCGUCGAUUAAUGAUAGUGAGUAAGAAACGCGCGCGCGGCUUACAUUAGGAUCUAUGCCUUCUACGUAUAUCUACGUAAAAGAUAUGUGUCGUUGCGCAUCUCUCUCCGUGCCGCUGGAUAAUACCGACUACAAACUGGUACAAACUGGUAUCCGUCUCUUGUCACAUGAGCUUGUUUUGAAGACUGCGAAACUUUCUGAAAGUGACUCGGUCACUAUAUAGCUGUACAAAACGCAAUUUGAUAAGUCACGAUGGCAGGCGUCUUCGAAAACGUGGCGAAAUUUAGCGAUUUUAACAGAUUAAGCAAAGAUAGAGGUAGAUUCGUUCUCGAGACGAAAUUGUACACACGAAAAAUAUAUUAUUUAUUAAAAAUUACGAACACCUUAUAUAAAAGAUUACUUCGGAUUAAUGGCCAUUUUAUUCUUAGCUUUGUUUUGAAAAACGGGCUCUUAAAUUCGUCUCCUUAAAGUGGUAAACGUCGCGUUUUGUUCUGCAAUUCUUUUCCCUUACGUAGCUUCUCCCCUAUUUACCUCUUUAAUCCGCUUAGCGCGUUUUUUCUUUUCAUCUGCCACCCGCAACACGAGUCGGAAACGAACCCACAGAGAAUAAAUUAAAGUUCAUUUGUUUAUCGAUAAGUCGAGACGUAAUUAUUUUGUCGCUAGUUGCGCACGAAGCAAAAGGAGUUUAGCGGUCGAAGGGUUGCGUAACGCCUAAUGGAGUGCGAUUAGCAAUUAAGCAUGUAUAUCAACUGUAUCGGUAUCUCGGAGGCUUCGGCGCGUUGCACGAGCGCAGGUCAGAUUCUAUAAUCUCGUACUUUCGCCACUGUAUUUAUUAGUCAAUUAUAAUAAUCGCCGGUCAAUAGAUAAGCGGGCGAGACGGCUGACGAUUAGACGGACGAGGGAGAAGAGGAAACGAAAUGGAAAAAAAAAACGGCAAUCAAUAAGGAAAGUGUAUAGGCACAAAGCGAGAUAUAAAAUUACUGUUACAUCGAGUUUACGCCUAUCGGAAAUACAUAAACGUUCCCCCUGUUGAAAGUAUAAUAUAGAAAGAAAAAAAAAUGUGUAUGUAUAUAACGAGAUCUAUAUAUGUUUAAACGUAUACGCGUUUCGCGCGCGUACAAAGUCCUACCACGUGCCCUUAAAAAGCCUCAACCCUACAAAAAUCUCAACUCCCCCCCCUCCCUCCUACCCCGACCCCUUUGAAAAAAAAAGAAAGACCAAAAAAACAGAUAGAAAUAUUCUACGUUUUGUAUGAGUACUUAGUUUUUACCUCGUUAUACGUUACCACUGUAGGUGUGUAUAAAACAAAACAAAAAAAGAACGAAUCGCGCGAGAUAGUGCACGGGGUAAACGAUUAAAACUGUUUUGCUCCCGUCAUUGUCGAGCCGACUGCAAAAUACACAGCGCAGAAAUAAACAAUGUUUAUAAAUCA
Messenger RNA from Wasmannia auropunctata (little fire ant), 5850 nucleotides. It is a transcript of the gene Tps1, whose product is annotated as alpha,alpha-trehalose-phosphate synthase [UDP-forming]. The coding region runs from base 501 to 2924 and encodes 807 amino acids. The transcript is spliced from 10 exons. Gene Ontology annotation, cellular component: alpha,alpha-trehalose-phosphate synthase complex (UDP-forming); cytosol. The record is from RefSeq and is a predicted model, not a curated record. Gene Ontology annotation, molecular function: catalytic activity. NCBI's taxonomy places the organism in Eukaryota, Metazoa, Arthropoda, Insecta, Hymenoptera, Formicidae. Gene Ontology annotation, biological process: trehalose biosynthetic process.